AUGUCAGCCUGUACACCGCUGCUCGGCUGUCCCGAGCUGGCCGAGGUCGAGAUCCUAGAGCAGGUCGGCCAGGGCAGCACUAAGAGCGUGUACCGCGGCCUGUGGCGGGGUCACCAGGUGGCUCUGGCGGCACUGGCCGAACCCUCCCUGCGAGCAGACUUCCACCACGGCCUGCAGAUGCUGCGCUCGCUCAGUCCCUCGGAGCACGUGGUACAGCUGGUCGGCUUCUGCGGGGAUGUGAUUGUGACUGAAUUUCACCGGCGAGGUGACGCCAGCGCGGCCGCAGACCUGGUGAGGACAGCCGGCGGCGCGACGGCCGCCCGCCUAGCACUGCGCCUGUGUCGCAGCUACGCGGAAGCUCUGGCGUUCCUGCAUAACUCGCCAGCGGGCCGACGUGUCAUGUGUGACUCGAAUGACCUCCAGAAGACGCUGCAGCAGUGGCUGCUGACCGCUGAUGACUGGCUGGUGGUCGCUGAUCUGGACGCACUGCCCGACGCUAGCGCCGGGCCCGUGCGCUGCGGACGGCGUCCCAUCGAAGGAGAGUUUGCUGCCCCAGAACAGAGGUGGCGCGACGGGCGUGAGCCGCCCGGCUACGACGAGAAGACUGACGUUUGGAAGCUGGCUGCAGUGUGUGAUCAUUUUCUGUCGGCGGCGCCUGAUGGCGAGUAUUUGAAACUUGAACUUCACGGGAUACACAAGAGAUGUCGCUCUGUCCCUGCGCGGCUGCGUCCAUCAGCCGCGGAAGUGGUGGAAGAGUAUGAUCGUGUUGUCCACGGAUUUAGCGAGUCAGAAUAUGUGUCACCGUCUAUGGUGUCACGGAUACUAUGA
Messenger RNA from Amphibalanus amphitrite, 828 nucleotides. RefSeq names its product protein O-mannose kinase-like. Gene Ontology annotation, molecular function: carbohydrate kinase activity; ATP binding; protein kinase activity. The record is from RefSeq and is a predicted model, not a curated record. NCBI's taxonomy places the organism in Eukaryota, Metazoa, Arthropoda, Thecostraca, Balanomorpha, Balanidae. The coding region runs from base 1 to 828 and encodes 275 amino acids. Gene Ontology annotation, cellular component: endoplasmic reticulum membrane. The transcript has a single exon. Gene Ontology annotation, biological process: protein phosphorylation; carbohydrate phosphorylation; protein O-linked glycosylation.